UAAUUUUUUAGCGGACGUGAGGGGGGAUUGAAAUCGCGUUAAUGGCGCCUGCGGAGGACAUUGAAAUCCAGGUUGGGUUGUCUCCUUUAUCGGCUCACGUUUUCCUCUCUCUCUCUCCAUAGCUCGGCGCUUUCCCUUCCACACAGCGACCGCGAGGGAUAGAGACCGUCUCCAUCGCAAACCCUAGGGCGGUGGGCAGCGGCGGCGGUGGGGAGGAAGCGGCGGCGAUCGCCUCCUCGGCCUCUUCCUCUUCUUCUUCUUCUUCUUCUUCUUCUCCGUGCGGCGUGUUCUUCCUCCGUAGAUCUCUGCGGCGGGUCCUCGGACGCGGAGGCGAGAAAGAUCGCUCCUUUUUUCGGUUGUUUUCGUUGGUUUUCUUAGGCUUUCGAUCUCCAGUCGUUGUUUUCGCCCUGGGGUCAGAGGUUGGAGCGAGGGAUUUGGAUCUAUCCUGGAGCGGAAACCCUAGGGAUUUGGGGCUCUUGUUGGUGUUUGGGUCGGGGGAGAGAGGGUCGUUGGGGUUUUUGAAUUGCGUUGCUUAGAUUCGUGCGGCGGAGGGGCCUAGAUGCCCCUUUGUAGCUGGGAAAUUUGAUGCCUCCUGAACCCUUGCCGUGGGAUCGCAAGGACUUCGUCUCCAAGGAAAGGAAGCACGAUAGAGGGGCGGGCUCCGAUGCCCUAGGCGGCGGUGGCGCCUCCUCUACGCCUUGGUGGAGAGAGCCCUACCACGGGCCUCGCCCCUUCUUCCGCGCUUCCCCUCGCCGGCCUCCGUCAGGCCAUUACCGGCAGGGCGGAGGGUACCACCAGUUCUAUCCCGAAGAUCCCGCCUCCCAUGGCUGCACCCCGUCUCGAUCGGACAGAUUUUGGAUCGAAGAUGAGGGCUUUAGACCCUCUGGAAGGUACGGCGGCGGGGGCGGUAGCAACAGGAGCGGCGGCGGCGGAGGUGGAGGUGGCGGCAGCAACAGCAGGGAGGGCCGGGGAUCUUUCCGGCGAUCUCCCUUUUGGGAUUCCUCUUCUUCAGGUUACUUCUCCUCAUCCUCUCGGCAGAACAAUCACCAUGACCAUCAUCACCCCCCACCAGUGACGGCGCCAAGGUCAGUCGCAGUCCCGAUCUCAUCACCCACAUCUCAUCAGCCCCCCUUGAAAGAUCACCAGAAUGACAAGAACAACGCUGGUGGUGUUGAUGAUGGCUCGGGUACAGGCCAGCGAUCAGAUCGGGACCAUCCGUUGGGCUCGAUCUCAUGGAAGCCGCUGAAGUGGCCUCGGUCGUCUAGCUUAUCCUCAGCAAAAUCUGGCAGAUCUGAGCCAGAGGAAGGAAAGCUGGAGGUUUCAGUGCCCUCGGGGCAGGAGACUCCGAUCCGAUCGCCGGUGACCUCCCCACAGCCCUCCGAUGAGGGUGCGGCAAGGAAGAAGCCGCGGCUUGGGUGGGGUCAGGGGCUGGCGAAGUACGAGAGGCAGAAGGUUCAAGGAUCUAUUGAUUUGACCAGCCCGAGUGCCGCCGGGGGCGCAGGAUGCUCCUCUCCGGCAACUCCUUCCUCUGCCACCUGCAGUUCUUCACCAGCACUUACAGAUGACAAGAUUUGUACAAAGGCAGUGAAUAGUGAGAAUGAAACAAAUAAUCAAAGUGCUUCUGGACUUGGCUUUCAACAUUGCUCCGGAGAAUCCUUAAUUAAGCUAGAUUACUUGGACAAUCCCAUUGGUUCCCUAACAAGUAUACUGGCUGACCUUUUGGGACCGGAGGACGCAUGCUCUGGAGAUUCUACUUCGACAAGACUUGUUGCUGUGAACAAAUUGUUUCAAUUGAAGGGAGAUGUCUCCAAGGAAUUGGAGAAAACUGAGAGUGAAAUUGAUUUGCUUGAAAGUGUGCUUAAAACUGUGGACUCUACUGCAGAAAAUGAUUGCCAUCUACCUUCCAACUUACCUGCUAGUAAUGCCUUAGAAUCUUGUUUAGGGGCUUCGGAUGGUGUAUCGGAGAAUUCUAAAGAUGUGGAAAUGGGCAAAUUAGAGGCAGUUCCUUCUGCAUUAAUGCAUUUUAAGGAGUCUGAUAUCAAAGAUGUUCAAACAGAACCAGCUGAAUGCCCUUUACGUCUGAAGGAUGAUACAUUAGAGGCGACUUCUAUAUGUGAUGAUGGUAAAAAGCAUUCAACUGAGGAUGUCAGCAGCAGAGAUUAUGCUAUUAUUGCAUGUUCACAUGGCAGGACAAGUUGUAACUUAAUAUCUUUAAUUACGGCAUCUAAUCAGGAUUCAGAAAGAAGAGCUUUAGAUGUUUUUAACAAAACUUUGCCUACUAAUCAAUCAAAAACUGAUAUCUGGGAAUCGAGUGACCUUUCUCGUCACAGGAAAAAUGACUUAAAAGUCAAGGAAAAGAUUGCUGUGCGUAAGCGCAUAUUAAAAUUCAAGGAGCAAGCUCUUUCUCUUAAGUUUAGGGCAUUCCACCACUUGUGGAAGGAGGAUCUUCGUUUGCUCUCUGUAAGAAAGAGUCGUACGAAGUCGAACAAGCGUGUUGACAUAAGCAAUUACUCUUCUCAUAGUGGCUCUCAAAAGCAGCGUUCUUCCAUUCGUUCCCGAUUUGCAUUGCCUGCAGGUAAUGUAACUCUAGUCCCUACAACUGAAAUAGUGGAAUUUACAAGCAAACUGCUCUCCGACUCUCAGACCAAGCUUUGCAGAAGUUACUUGAAGAUGCCUGCACUAAUUUUAGACAACGAGGAGAAAAAGCAUGCUAAGUUCAUUACUUACAAUGGUAUAAUUGAAGAUCCAAUUUCAUUGGAGAAGGAAAAGGCGAAGGUAAACCCAUGGUCUCAGGAAGAAAAGGAUAUUUUCAUGGAGAAACUUGCAGCUUUUGGUAAAGAUUUUGGUAGAAUCUCUUCUUUCCUUACGCACAAAACAACAGCUGAUUGCGUCGAGUUUUACUACAAGAACCAUAAGUCAGAGAGUUUCAGUGAAGUGAAGAAACUUCUAGAUCUUAGAAAGCAGCAACAGUGCUUACCCACUAGCACUUACCUUCUAACAUCAGAUAAGAGGUGGAAUCCUGGGGCAAAUGCUGCGUCACUUGAUAUGCUGGAAGCGGCUUCGUUUGUAGCAGAACACACCCAAAGUGUCAAAGAGAUGUCAGGAAAUGAGAGAGAAUCUAUAGCUGCGGGUGUAUUGGCAGGUAUAUGUGGUGCUAUAUCCUCCGAAGCAAUGAGCUCUUGCAUCACUACAACUAUCAGCCCUUCUGAAAAGAUAAAGUAUGUUGCGAAUGACCGACAGCUGGCAACAGAGGUAACUCAGAACCUUGACGAGGAAGAUACUUGCUCAGAUGAGAAUUGUGGUGAGGUGGCAUCAGUUGAUUGGACUGAUGAUGAGAAAUCUGUUUUUAUUCGCGCCUUAAGCACGUACGGGAAAGACUUUGCAAGGAUCUCGCAGUGUGUGGGGACACGGUCACGGGAGCAAUGCAAGAUCUUUUUUAGCAAAGCUCGGAAAUGUCUUGGGCUCGAUGCCGUCCUUCAGGGGAAUGACAAUGUUGGUAUUUUGCCUACGAGUGAUACCAAUGGAGGGAGGAGCGAUACGGAUGAUAUUUGUGCUGCUGAGAUAGACUCUGCAAUUUGCAGCACUCAAUCCUGCUCCAAGGUGGAUGGUGAUGUAUCUCAGUCUGUUGCUAACGGGAACAGUGAAGGGCUUGCUCAUGCUGGAGCUGAUAGGUCAAGCGAGAAUGAGGUGGCGGGAGGGAUAAACCUUGAAAAUGAGAGCAAGAUCGGCAGAAACCUUGAAGAAAAUGAGAGUAAAGUCGAGAGAAAUUUUGAAGAAAAUGAAAGCGAAGUUGGGAUAAAUCUUGAAGAAAAUGAAAGCAAAGUUGGGAUCAAUCUUGAAGAAAAUGAAAGCAAAGUUGGGAUAAAUCUUGAAGAAAAUGAAAGCAAAGUUGGGAUAAAUCUUGAAGAAAAUGAGAGAAAGGUUGAGAUAAACCUUGAAGAGAAUGGCUCCAAGGUUGAUAAGCAACAAUGUGUUGUUCAUGAUGUAAAGGUGGAAAAUGAAGAGGUUAAAGAAGAAUCUUAUACCACUCCCAAAAAUAGUGUUGCUGCACUGAGUUGUAAAGAACCAGUAGAGCCUGAAGUUGCGGAGAACAUUGACACAGAAAAAAAGAAAGUUGAAGGAGGUGUGAUCCCUCCAUCUGAGGCUUUUGUUACUGCUGGUUUGGAAGGGAAGUUGAACUCACAGACCGCAUGUGUUAUUCAACAAAAAGAUGCUACUGGAGUAUUAUCUUCUAAUGGGUUGAGAAAGGAGGUAAACUUGCAUCAACCGUUAGCGCCUGAGGUCGGAUCAAACAGGAGAAGGCGUGCAAGCAUUGAUUUGGGUACAAGUAGCAGCUAUACUCUUUGCUUUGGAUCGGAUCCUAGUGCUAACGAAAAUAACUUGUACCUGGAAAACAGUUUUGGUGUUUGUUCAAGGCUUACUACCAUUUCCACAAAUAACCUGCAUCAGCUUCCACUAGAACUUCGUACUUGUUUACCAAAAAAGACGCAGGGUAUUACAUUGAAGCAGGAAAAUUGUCAAUCUGUGCAAUCCAGCGCAGUUUUUUCUAACCCUUCAUCUAUUUGUUUCGAUGGAACUCAUCCUUCCCAGAUUAUUUUGAAUUCUGAUGAGCAUACAAACAAGCGGCAUCAGUGCUCGGCAGCAAGAGAUCUAUACCAGCAGUAUGUGCUAAAGAAUCCUUCGCUGAAUCAGGUUGAUCAACCCUUGCAGGUUCUAAAAGGGUAUCCGUUGCAAAUUUUCAAUCAGAAUGAGGUGAAAAGAGAAUCAGUUCCUUCAGUUAGUGGAAACCCUUUUUUACUCGAAAGUCAUUCAAGAAGAAAUGGUGCUUCCCAAUCGAACCCCUUCUUUGUUUGGAAUGCACAGAAGGACAAAUGCAAUGGGUCAAGUGUUUCGCACUCAAGCUCCGCAACGCUAACUCCCUCCAAAAUUGAUGAUAAGUCAGAAGUCCAGCAGUCUCAGUUGACUGGCGAUAUCAAGCUCUUCGGGAAAAUUCUUAGUCAACCCUCUUCUCAAAAGUCAACCUCUUCGCCACCUGAAAACAAAAGCAGGCCUCUCUCACCUGCAACGAAUGGGUCCUCUGCACUGGCGAAGCCAUCCAACAUUGUAAACGAUGGCGCUCCGCACUCAUCCGUGCCUGGAAGCAGCAGCAAGACAGGGCUUGAGGAGCUUCCGGUAAGAAGCUAUGGCUUCUGGGACGGAAAUAGAAUACAGACCGGCUUUUCAUCCUUGUCAGAAUCGGCUCUCAUGUUGGCAAAAUACCAAGGUUCCUUGGCUGGAGUAUCGCUUUAUAAAGAUGGUGCUCCGGGGGGCAAUGCCAUUAUAAAAGACUAUCACCCAUCUUUUUUGCAGCACUUGUCGUCGGACGGGAAGCGGGUCGAGAACUUCACGGAGCUGCAGAAGAGGGGGGCUGGGAUCGAACCCAUGUCGGGGUUCAAGCAGUCCGGAAGGGCAGUGGUUCGGUUAGGGGCGGCAAAUAUUGUGGGGCCCGCAGGGAUUCUUGCCGAUGGAGCUGUCUCUGACCCAGUUGCGGCCCUAAAAAUGCUGUAUCCUUCAAGCGGUCAAGUUAUUGGCGCCGAAAUGAAAUCGUGGACGGGAGAUAUAGGAGGUAGGUAGGAAAGGGAAGAAGGAAAAAUGUUGUGAGGGUCUUUGAUGCCCUGUUGUAUAAUAUUAGUUUUUUUUUUUUUUCUUUUGUUACUGGAAUGAAAUCAAAACAGGGGAAAGUGGAUUUGCUUUCCUGCCCAUACACUCUAGGCUCUUCUUGAAAUUAGUUGCUCUUAUUAUCCUCACUCUCCGAGGACGGUACCCAGUAUACCAGGUGGGCCGUUUUUAUUUCCUUUAUUAUAUCUUCUCAUCAUUAUACAUAACCAAUUGAUUCA
This is a messenger RNA of Ananas comosus (pineapple), 5876 nucleotides long. RefSeq lists its product as uncharacterized. The transcript has 4 exons. The record is from RefSeq and is a predicted model, not a curated record. NCBI's taxonomy places the organism in Eukaryota, Viridiplantae, Streptophyta, Magnoliopsida, Poales, Bromeliaceae. The coding region runs from base 586 to 5613 and encodes 1675 amino acids.